GCCCGUGAGCGUUGAGAUAGUAGUAGAGCGUUGCAGGCUCUACUACGGGUGCCGAGGGAGGGUUAAGCCAAAGCGCUCAGAAGGCGGGAAGCAGUCGCGUAGCGAUUGUCUCACUUCCUGCUAACGGCGCCUGGGCCCCGGAGCAACAUGCCCAAGUUUUAUUGUGACUAUUGUGACACAUACCUCACCCAUGACUCUCCAUCUGUGAGAAAGACUCACUGCAGUGGUCGGAAACACAAAGAGAAUGUGAAAGAUUACUAUCAGAAAUGGAUGGAAGAACAAGCUCAGAGCCUGAUUGAUAAAACAACGGCUGCAUUUCAACAAGGCAAAAUUCCACCUACUCCUUUUUCUGCUCCACCUCCUGCGGGAGCCAUGAUCCCCCCUCCUCCCAAUAUGCCUGGUCCUCCAAGACCAGGUAUGAUGCCAGCUCCCCAUAUGGGUGGACCUCCAAUGAUGCCAAUGAUGGGCCCACCUCCUCCAGGAAUGAUGCCAGUUGGUCCUGCUCCAGGGAUGAGGCCGCCCAUGGGAGGACACAUGCCAAUGAUGCCAGGGCCUCCAAUGAUGAGACCUCCCUCCAGGCCAAUGAUGGUGCCAACGAGGCCAGGGAUGACCCGUCCAGAAAGAUAGAAAUAGAAGUGGAGCUACACUUUCCUUUGUUUCUGUUUUAUGUUCUUCUUCACCAGAACAUCAUGGUGCUGCAUCUCCAGGAUUUUAUAUCAAAACGGUGUGAUGACAAGACCUGCUGCCCCUUCAAACUGCAGAAGGUCUGAUCUAGGGAGCACUGGGCUGAUGCAUUGUAACUGUUUUUUGCACCAUUUGCUUUUGAAAUGUAACAAUAAAAUGUUGAUGCUGGUUUAGAUACAGAGAA
Messenger RNA from Mauremys reevesii (Reeves's turtle), 868 nucleotides. It is a transcript of the gene SNRPC, whose product is annotated as small nuclear ribonucleoprotein polypeptide C. Gene Ontology annotation, cellular component: U1 snRNP; nucleus. Gene Ontology annotation, molecular function: pre-mRNA 5'-splice site binding; zinc ion binding. Gene Ontology annotation, biological process: mRNA 5'-splice site recognition; mRNA splicing, via spliceosome; spliceosomal snRNP assembly. The record is from RefSeq and is a predicted model, not a curated record. The coding region runs from base 148 to 627 and encodes 159 amino acids. NCBI's taxonomy places the organism in Eukaryota, Metazoa, Chordata, Testudines, Geoemydidae. The transcript has 6 exons.